UACGUUCCACUUGUAUUCUACCACGUGUCAGUAGAAUAGGGUUUUUUAUGCGCUCCAUUACACACCCGUUUAUGACGACUUUUUUUAACAAAACGCUCUCUCUCUAUCUGUCUGAUGCGUUUGUGACUUUCUUCGACAUUUCCCAUCUCUGCGUUUACAUUUUCAGGUAUUGAUUGUUGCAAUUCUGUUUCUGACGGUUGCUGAUCUGAAGAUCUAGCCGUUUGAUUUUAUUGCAGUUACUACAUUUGAAUCUAAGAUAUGAGUCGUCCACAUGGCCCGCACCGGCCUUUCUUCCCAUUUGGCAAUCCAUUUAGGAUGAUUUUACCUAAGGGUUCUUAUCUGUCUCCAAGGCUCUAUGCACUUGUAAAAAAUUUUGAGGAGUCCUUGGCUGAGAGAUUUAGACAGCUUAAGCCAAAGGACAGGGAAGAUGUCCUUACCUUGUCAUGGAUGAGAUUAGCUAUGCAGCUACUGAGUGAAACUCACAAUGACAUAAAAACCCUCAUAACUGAGCUUGAGCUCCCUGUCUGUGAUUGGGAUGAGAAAUGGAUUGAUGUCUACUUGGGCAAUAGCGUGAAGUUGCUUGAUAUCUGCAUUGCAUUCAGUUCUGAGCUCUCACGGCUUAGCCAAGGCCAUCUCUUGCUUCAAUGUGUUUUGCAUGACCUGGAUUCCUCCUCUUCAAAGCAGUUUGUGAGGUCCCGUUCUUCUCUUGAUGCCUGGAGGAGCCAUAUUAAUUCAAAGAAUCCCAGACUUGCAAACUGUUUUCCCAUCUUAGAUGGCCUUACUGAAACGCUUAACCUGCCUAAGGUUAAGAACUCAGCGAAAGGGAAGGUUUUGAUGCAGGCUAUGUACGGAGUUAAGGUGGAAACUGUAUUCAUCUGUAGCAUCUUUGCUGCUGCCUUCUCUGGAUCUGCAAACAAGUUGACGGAUUUACAGGUUCCUGAAACAUGCUUAUGGGCGGAAGCUUUUACUGAUUUGCAGGCUUUCAUAAAUGGGGAGAUUAGAAAUAUGAUUCCCAGGGGAAGAGUAACAGUACUGAAAGAGCUGGAAGCGGUCGAUAUAAGUGUGAAAAAGUUGUACCCCAUGAUCGACGAUGGGGUGGGCCCUGUUGAAGCAGAAGCAUUCCAGAGUUCCAUUUUGGAUUUCGGAAAGAAUGCGGAAAAACUUUCACAAGGGUUGGAUCUUCUUACAAAGGAUGUAGAUGGCUUUUUCCAAAUUGUUCUAGGUGGACGUGAUGCUUUGCUUUGUAACUUAAGAGUGGCUGGUAAUAUUUCGGAUAAUGAAUCAUGAAGAUAAACUCCGUUGUGUACAUCCACAGGUUUGGUUAUGGGCUUCUCUGUUAUCUGGUUGAUGAAAAUAUACUAUAUGGUGUAGAGUAUAGUAUUAUUCAGUCUGUUGUAGCUUGUAAGGUGUGUUAUGUUAAUGUUGGACUGCUUUAUGUAUGCUUAUGCUGUUGUUUAAUGUCAAUGAUAUAUGAAAAAGACUUGUACUGUUUGCAACA
This is a messenger RNA of Cornus florida, 1498 nucleotides long. RefSeq names its product protein BPS1, chloroplastic. Bases 259 to 1287 code for a protein of 342 amino acids. NCBI's taxonomy places the organism in Eukaryota, Viridiplantae, Streptophyta, Magnoliopsida, Cornales, Cornaceae. The record is from RefSeq and is a predicted model, not a curated record. The transcript is spliced from 3 exons.